Messenger RNA from Juglans regia (Persian walnut), 1299 nucleotides. RefSeq lists its product as uncharacterized. Bases 1 to 1299 code for a protein of 432 amino acids. The transcript is spliced from 6 exons. The record is from RefSeq and is a predicted model, not a curated record. Lineage: Eukaryota; Viridiplantae; Streptophyta; Magnoliopsida; Fagales; Juglandaceae.
AUGGAACUAGAUACUUGGAUGAGUCAGGAAGAAACCAGGUUAGCCCAACAAGCAAAACAAUCCUGGUUAGAACAAGGGGAAGCCAACUCAAUUUUCUUCAAGGCUUUAGCGUCCAAAAAGCAUAAGGUCAUCCGUGAGAUGAAGAAAAGUGAUGGGGUUUGGCUAAAAUCAUCGGAAGAAGUUCAUCAAGGAGCGACAGAUUUCUUCCAAACCUUCUUUGCCCCGAAAAAUUCUGGAGUCCCACCGGAAGAAGUUCAUCAAGAAGUUAAAGCCGCCUUACUCUCCAUUCCAAGUGAUAACAGUCCCGGCCCGGAUGGCUUUGGUUCGGAUUUCUAUAAAUCUUGCUGGGAUAUUGUGGACAACCCAAAGGAGUUUGACAAGUUUCGCCCCAUCAGUCUCUGUUCCGUGUUUUAUAAAGUUCGCACGAAGAUUCUUGUUGGGUGUCUAUCCCCUUUGCUUUCCAGGAUGAUUUCUCCUGAACAGGGAGAGUUUAUCCCAAGCAAAAGCAUCUUUGAGAACAUAAGCCUCACUCAGGAGAUGAUCCAUAGUAUCAAUAAACCAGUUCGGAGUGGAAAUGUGGUGUUAAAAUUGAUAUGGCUAAGGCAAACGAUAGUGUUGAUUGGAAUUUCUUACUUCACGUUUUAUCUGCUUUUGGUUUUUUUGAACUGCAAAGCAUCAGUAAGAGCCAUUGCCAGAACGUUGAAGAUAUAUGAAACAUGGUCUGGCCAGAAGGUGAAUAAAGACAGGUCCUCUAUCAUAUUUUCAAAGCAUAUCACAGUUGCUAGAAAGAGAUCCGUGCUUCGUAUUACCGGUUUCUCUGAGGGAACCCUCCCUUUUAAAUAUUUGGGUGUUCUAAUUAUUUAUGGAAGACUAAAAUUGGUUCACUUGGAUGAAGUAGUUGGAAAGAUUCGGGAGAGGAUUGAUGGUUGGAAGGAAGGCAAACCAAAGAAACAUUGGAGAGCUUGGGAUAGGAUGUGUAAACCCGUGCAAGAAGGUGGAGUUGGGAUUCGUAACAUUGCUGAAACUCAGAAAGCACUACACAUGAAAUUCGCUUGGAAGAUUCUAAUGGAGAAUUCCCAGUGGUCUCGGUUCUUCAAAGCAAAAUAUGUGAAGUCAAACCAUAUAUCUCUGAAUGAUAAGUGGUUGGGCGAGGAUGCACUGGGGAAGCUUUUACCUAUUAACGGCUCCCAUAGGCUUCAAGUGAAGGAAUGUUUCUUGGAGUCGGGUUGUGAUUUAGACAUGCUUAACAGUCUAGUAGAGGUCGGUAAAAACAGAGAAAAUAGCAAAUCGGUUGAGUAA